AAGGGAUUUACCCAGCGUCUAGGAUUAGACUACGAUUCGACCUUUAGUCCGGUAGUCAAACUAGUAACUGUUUGGUUGGUGCUUACUAUUGCGAUGCAGUACCAUUGGCCUAUCCAGCAGAUUGAUGUAAAUAAUGCCUUCCUGCAAGGACGUAUUGAGGAAGAAGUGUAUAUGAGCCAUCCACCAGGCUUUGAAGAGCGAAGACUCUCCACCCAUGUCUGCAAGCUGAACAAAGCGAUCUAUGGUUUGAAACAAGCUCCCCGAGCAUGGUACACUUAGCUCAAAAAUUAUUUGUUAACUUUUGGGUUUGCCAAGUCUCAAUCUGACUCUUCUUUAUUUAUUUUGCAUAAAUUUGGGUUCACUGUGUAUGUUCUUAUCUAUGUGGAUGAUAUAAUCAUCACUGGAAAUCAGAUUUGGGAAGUUCGUCAUAUAAUAGAUGGUCUUUCCAAUCGUUUCUCUUUGAAAGACCUUGGAUAGCUCCAUUACUUUUUGGGCGUAGAGGAUGGUCUUUUUUUGUCUCAGCACAAGUAUAUUAUGGAUCUUUUAGAUGAUGUUGGUAUGAUAGGCUAUAAAGGAGUACCUACACCUAUGACUUCAACUACCACUUUGACAGCCUCGGUUAAUAAUCCUCCAAUUGAUGGUACUCUUUAUCGACGGGUAAUUGGAAAGUUUCACUACUUAUCCUUUACACGUCCUGAUAUUGCCUUCACAGUUAGCAAGCUUUCUCAAUUUAUGCACAAUCCACGUCACUGUCACCGGAAAGUAGUCAAGCAAUUACUUUGUUAUCUUCAUCACACCUGCCAAUAUGGUAUACGGAUCGCAAAAGCUCCAGAUUCUCGUCUGGUUGUUUAUUCUGAUUUGGAUUGGGCUGGUGAUCUGGAAGAUCGCACCUCUACAUCUGGAUAUGUUAUUUUCAUGGGAAGCACACCAAUUUCUUGGUCAUCAAAGAAACAACGCUCAGUCUCUCAAUCCUCUACAGAAGCUGAGUACAGAGGUGCAGCUGCUGCUGUUGCAGAAACCAACUGGAUAACAAAUCUUCUUCACGAACUUCGUCGUAGGUUUUCUGUGACAACAUAAGCACCACUUACAUUUAUUCCAAUCCAUUUUUCCAUAGUAGGAUGAAGCAUGUAGCCAUUGAUUUCCACUUUGUUCGUGAACAGGUUCAGAACAAAGAUAUUGAAGUACAUGACGUUCACUCAGCUGAUCAAGUGGCUGAUAUACUCACAAAACUACUUCCCAAAGCCUCUUUUGUACAGCAAUUUUCCAAGUUGGGUGUCGUUGACACCACCAACUUGCGGGGGCGUAAUAAAGGAUAAAAUCAGCUCCUAUUUUUUAAAUUUCAAAUUUAGUAGUUCCUUCUCUUUAGGACUCUUGUAUAUAGAUAAGUAUUAUCCUUUUCUUAGUUUAUCUUUUUGUUGUAUUGUAU
Molecule: messenger RNA, 1426 nt
Organism: Capsicum annuum
Lineage: Eukaryota; Viridiplantae; Streptophyta; Magnoliopsida; Solanales; Solanaceae
Product: secreted RxLR effector protein 161-like
Exons: 1
Coding region: 535-1077 (180 amino acids)
Source: RefSeq, a predicted model, not a curated record